AUGGCCUUUGCAGACUCUCCCUACCUCUAUCUUGCUGCUAUGCUUGCGGUCAUUGGAGCUAUCUCGUUGUUCCUUCAUGGCGCGUUGCAACCCGGUCGUCAACCUACGUCACUGCCACCGGGCCCGCCAACGGUCCCCAUUUUUGGCAAUGAGUUGCAAAUCCCGAAAACUGAUGCACACUUUCAAUUCAUGAAAUGGGCUGAACAGUACGGUGGCAUCUUUUCUCUCAGGCGCUUCAAAAACACCACCAUCGUCAUCAGUGACCGGAAAAUCAUCAAAGAGCUCAUCGACAAGAAAAGUAAUUUGUACUCCCAUCGGCCCAAGUCGCUGGUUUCCCAUCUCAUCACCCACUCGGACCACCUUCUGGUGAUGCAGUACGGAGACACCUGGCGGAUGCUGCGCAAAAUGAUCCACCAGUAUUUCAUGGAGUCCAAUUGUGAAAAGGAACAUUGGAAAGUACAGGAAGCCGAAGCAAAUCAGAUGCUAUAUGACUUUCUUACCAUGCCGGAAGACCACAUGCUUCAUCCCAAACGAUACAGUAACAGUGUUACCAAUUCGUUGGUGUUCGGCAUUCGGUCCAAAACCGUGCAUGACGAGUACAUGGAGAAAUUAUUCUAUCUGAUGGAGAAGUGGUCGUUAGUUCAGGAACUCGGGGCCACUCCUCCGGUCGAUGACUUUUGGCUGUUGCGAAACCUGCCCCAGUGGAUGACGGGGAAUUGGCGGAAUCGAGCCCUGGAGGUGGAGAAUUUGAUGCAGUCGCUGUAUUCAACGGUGUUGGACCAGGUACGCGACCGUCGAGCUCGGGGCAUCCAUCGCGACUCGUUCAUGGAUCGAGUGUUGGAUCACAUGCAGAAGACACCUCUCUCGGAGAGCCAACUACGGUUUUUGGGGGGCGUAUUGAUGGAAGGCGGAUCGGAUACUUCGUCCUCGUUGAUUUUGACCAUCAUCCAGGCCAUGACCAAGUUUCCUGCCGUGCAAGCGAGAGCCCAUGCGGAAAUAGAUCGCGUGGUGGGAUCGGAACGAUCGCCUGCCUUGUCGGAUUUCGCCCGGUUACCGUACAUCAACUGCAUCAUCAAAGAAGCGCAUCGUUGGCGACCAGUCAGUCCCCUGGGGGUAUCCCAUGCUGUGGCCCAGGACGACUACAUCAACGGCAUGUUCCUCCCCAAAGGUGCCACGAUCGUGCUGAAUGUCUGGGCCAUCCAUCACGAUCCUCACUGCUGGCCGGACCCGGAUCGAUUCGAACCAGCCCGAUUCGAAAACUAUCCAGCCCUGGCCCCGACCUACGCUGCAACGGGGGAAUGGGACAAACGCGAUCAUUAUGGGUACGGGGCUGGCCGACGCAUCUGUCCGGGCAUCCAUUUGGCAGAACGCAACCUCUUCAUUGGCGUUGCAAAACUGUUGUGGGCAUUUGAGUUCAUGCAGCCAGUCAAUAGCUACAGUGACAUUGAUCCGGAGUCGGGGGCCAGUCAGGGAUUUUUGCAUUGCCCGAAGACUUAUAGCUGUGGAGUCCGAUUGCGGGCCCCGGAGAAGAGGGAGACGAUAUCGAGGGAGUUUCGGGAGGCGCAGGAGAUCUUUGCCCGCUUCGACUAG
This is a messenger RNA of Penicillium cinerascens, 1590 nucleotides long. Its product is annotated as cytochrome P450. The record is from RefSeq and is a predicted model, not a curated record. Gene Ontology annotation, molecular function: heme binding; iron ion binding; monooxygenase activity. NCBI's taxonomy places the organism in Eukaryota, Fungi, Ascomycota, Eurotiomycetes, Eurotiales, Aspergillaceae. Bases 1 to 1590 code for a protein of 529 amino acids. The transcript has 4 exons.